Messenger RNA from Aspergillus udagawae, 900 nucleotides. RefSeq lists its product as uncharacterized. NCBI's taxonomy places the organism in Eukaryota, Fungi, Ascomycota, Eurotiomycetes, Eurotiales, Aspergillaceae. The record is from RefSeq and is a predicted model, not a curated record. The transcript has 2 exons. The coding region runs from base 1 to 900 and encodes 299 amino acids.
AUGCUUAUUUUGAUCGCUGGUAUUACCGGAUUCGUUGGCAUUCCGUGCGCCAGGUCCGCAUUUGCGCGUGGUCACAGGGUUCGAGGCCUAGCUCGGAAUAUCAACAAUCUCCCGAAGGAUGUGCGGGACCAGCUUGAAGGCUUUGAGACGAUGUCCAACCCCUACGACAUUGCUGCAAUGGAUCGGGCUACAAGCGGUGUUGACGCCAUUAUCUGUUCCUUUGCUGCCCUUCCCGAAAUGUUUAUGGAAUCGCAAAUGCUACUUAUCAGGGCAGCAGAGCGUGCGGGAGUGAAGAUUUUCCACGCCACCUCCUGGAACUACGACUGGACUCUUUCCCCUGGUUCACACGAAAUUUAUGACGACAUGCGGGGCUUUGCUCACCAUGUGGCUGUCAGCUCGACUAUUAAGCCCAUCUAUAUGUUCACCGGUGCAAUCGCAGAUUAUUACUUCAAGAGAAGCCGUUAUGACUGGGACCCAGAUACCAAGACCUUCAAUUUCCACGGGCCUUCAACCUUUCCCACUCGUUACACCACAGCGGAAGACAUUGGCAACUAUGUGCUUGAGGCUAUCACUGCUCCAGAUGCUGCUAACGGAGGCUUUGUCCGUGUUCAGAGCUUUGAAGCCUCCCCGGAAGACAUCGUCAAGGCAUACAAUGCGGCCAGAGAAGGUCGCAACGAUGCUAAGCUUAACUGCUUAGGAUCGUUAAAGGAUGCAGAGGCUAAGCUGAACGAGGGAAGGGCUACCUAUGGGAAGAGUGGAUGGUAUAACUUUAUAAGGUAUUGCUACCAGUAUCAUAUUCCAGCUCGAUCUUGGGAUUACGAGCCAGUGGAUGUUGCUCGCUUCCCGAAUGUCAAGCAAACUAGCCUGGAGGAUUUUUUCCGCCGCAACCCAGACGUGUAG